AUGGCAGAGCUCAACAUAGCCGAAGGGCUCAACGAAGGGUUGAGGAUGUGUGGAGGUCUCAAUCGUGAAGUGUUUUCACUUUCUUUGCAUGCUUAUUUGCCCUGUGAUGGAAAAUCUAAUUUCAGAAGCAGUUUCAUGUUUAUAGUGAGUCUACAAAUUAUUGGUGGUUAUUUGUCAAUCUUUGGUUUUGAUCGAUUAUGCAGGUUGCGGGCAGCAAGAAUAGCUGAUUAUAGUAUUGGGAAGUUUAGGUUUAUGAAAUUUUCAAGUUUGCUACAUUUUAUACACAUUUUCUUGACUCAUCAAUGGUUCUUGUCUCUUUAUGAUAGUGAAUUGGCAGAAGAGUCUUCCAUUUUAAAUGAGCACAUGGUUGUGCUGUUGCCUGGAGCUGUUUAUGCUCUUUCUGCUGGUUAUAAGAUGGAAGAACUUGAGCAGCACUCGAUGCAUGAACUUUUUGAAUGCUCCAUUGAUGUACUUGCGAAUAUUGAUCAGGUUUCCUCUGUUAAGGUACUGGGGUUUUGUAUAAAAGUAAUGCAUGAUAAGAACCAUGAUAAGGUACUGCAGCAUUUUAUUCUUGAGGAGAACAUGUUGGAGGUUGACUGUCCCUGUGUCACCCCAGAGGUUGUUCUCAAAGCAUCUGGUCAUGUUGAUAAAUUUACUGACCUUAUGGUUAAAGAUGAGAAAACAGGGACUUGCUAUCGUGCCGAUCACUUGCUCAAGGACUUCUGUAGUGAAAAGCUUCAAAAAGACCUUUCCAUAACUACCAAGGAGGCUGUAGAACUGAAGCGCAUACUUGGUGUUUUGGAUGAUCUUUCAACUGAAGAGCUGGGUGCCAAACUUAAGGAGUAUGGCAUUACAGCUCCAGACACUAAGAAUCCACUUUCUGAUCCAUAUCCAUUCAAUCUUAUGUUCCAAACAUCAAUAGGCCCAUCUGGCUUGAGCCCUGGGUUCAUGCGGCCAGAAACUACACAGGGCAUAUUUGUUAACUUCAAAGACUUGUACUAUUACAAUGGGAACAAGCUUCCUUUCGCUGCUGCUCAAAUUGGCCAGGCUUUCAGAAAUGAGAUUUCUCCUCGACAAGGGCUUUUUAGAGUUCGUAAAUUUACACGUACUGAGAUUGAACACUUUGUGGAUCCCGAAGACAAAUCUCACCCAAACUUUGCAGAAGUUGCAAAAUUGGAGUUUCUAAUGUUCCCAAGGGAAGAACAAAUGUCUGGCGAGUCUGCGAAGAAAAUUUGUCUGGGUGAUGCAGUUGCCAGGGGAAUUGUUAAUAAUGAAACUCUUGGCUACUUCAUUGGGAGAGUUUAUCUUUUCCUCACUCGUCUUGGUAUAAACGAAGAACGUUUACGGUUCCGCCAGCACCUUGCAAAUGAAAUGGCUCACUAUGCUUGUGACUGUUGGGAUGCUGAGAUUGAGUGUUCCUAUGGUUGGAUUGAGAGUGUAGGUAUUGCGGACAGGUCUGCAUUUGAUUUGCAUGCUCAUACAGUAAGUAUUUUUUCUUCUUCUCUUUGA
Molecule: messenger RNA, 1509 nt
Organism: Humulus lupulus (European hop)
Lineage: Eukaryota; Viridiplantae; Streptophyta; Magnoliopsida; Rosales; Cannabaceae
Product: glycine--tRNA ligase, mitochondrial 1-like
Exons: 11
Coding region: 1-1509 (502 amino acids)
Biological process (GO): mitochondrial glycyl-tRNA aminoacylation
Cellular component (GO): cytoplasm; mitochondrion
Molecular function (GO): glycine-tRNA ligase activity; ATP binding
Source: RefSeq, a predicted model, not a curated record